Messenger RNA from Spinacia oleracea (spinach), 951 nucleotides. RefSeq lists its product as uncharacterized. Lineage: Eukaryota; Viridiplantae; Streptophyta; Magnoliopsida; Caryophyllales; Amaranthaceae. The transcript has a single exon. The record is from RefSeq and is a predicted model, not a curated record. Gene Ontology annotation, molecular function: catalytic activity. The coding region runs from base 1 to 951 and encodes 316 amino acids.
AUGAAUAUCUGUACUUGGAACAUAAGAGGGCUUAAUGAGCCUCUUAAAGCUAAUGAAGUUAGGAGGUUCCUUAAUAAUCAUAGUAUUCAUGUAGUAGCUUUAUUAGAAACACGAGUAAGGGUUGGAAAUAAGGAGAAGGUUCAAAAGAGAUUUGGGGGGGCUUGGACUUGGUUCUGUAACUAUCCUCAUUCUCCUAAAGGUAGAAUUUGGGUUGGUUGGAAGACUGCUGAUGUGGACCUUCAGAUUCUUAGUAGUUCCUCUCAAAAUGUUCAUUGUUGGAUUCACACUAAGGACCAUAGAUUUUCUUCUUUCUUUACUGCUGUUUAUGGUUUGCAUAGUGUAGGGCAUAGGAAAGCUUUGUGGGAAGAGUUGAACCAGCUUAGCCUUAGCAGUCAUGCUAGCCCCUGGCUGAUUGCUGGUGACUUCAAUUCUAUUCCAUACUCUGGGGAUAGAAUUAAUGGUAAUGUUGUGAGUAAUGCAGAAACUAGGGACUUUCUUCAAUGUAUUUCAGAGUGUGAUCUAAAUGAACUGCAUAGCACUGGUUGGUUCUUUUCUUGGUCUAGUAAGGGUACAGAUGAUCCUAGAGUGUGGAACAUGAUUGACAGGGCAUUUGGAAACAUGAAGUGGAUGGACUCUUUUGCUGAGUUGUCUACUAAGUAUUUGAAUCCUUCCUUGUCUGACCAUUCUCCUAUUAUCAUUCCUUGCAUUACAAACUCUUCCUCUGGUGGGAGACCUUUCAAAUUUAUGAACUAUUUGGCAGAUCACUCCUCUUUUGAGAGUAUUGUGGUUGAUUGUUGGAAUAGGGAGGAUAUGGGUAGACCAAUGGCUCAAAUCUGGCUUAAGCUGAAUAGAGUGAAGCACAAGCUAAAGGCAUUACAUAAGGAGGAGUUUUCUCACACUGUGGAGAAAAUUGAGUAUUACAGAAGUGAGUUAGACAAUCUGCAGACUUAG